GAAAACGAAAAGAGGAGAGAGAAACAAGAAAGGGAAAGAGAGUGAGUGAGUUUACAACACACUGUCACUGCAACCUUUUCCCACAUCGUCUCCAUCGCGCUCUCUCUCUCUCUUACUUUCUCUCUCUAAAAUACGGACACCAUUUCGAUAUUCGAAGCAAACCUCCAUCCGUACGGAUCCCCAAAGCCUUUAAUCUCUCUCUCUCUACAUUUUUAUAAAACCCUUUUAUUUUCUCGCCAUUUUUCAUCUGGGAAUUUGUUUUACAGAAAAAAACCAUCGGAGAUGACAAUGCCAUGGUCCGAUUCCUUCACCGAGUCAACUCGGAACCCGACUCGCCGACCUCUGUCCAAAUACAUACCUCGGUACCUCCGAAACAGUGGCGACGGCGUGGGGUCGUACGGUUACGGCUACGCGCCCCCAACCGAGUUGGCCCAGUACGGCUUUCGGCAAAGCUACGCUGGUGGUCCCGGAAGGCAAGCCGGCCGGAACGGUCCGGGUCGCGGCGGCGGAGGACGAGGUCGCGGACGUGGUGGCGGUCGCUUUUGGGCUCAACCGCCCCCAAACCCGACCCCAGACCCAAACCCGUUUGAUAAUGUCUCUGAGGAAUUUGAUCAGCUCAAAGUCACUGAGGACGAAGGCGAUGGAAAUGGCGGUAUCAAUUUCGACGCCUACGAAGACAUCCCGGUGGAGGCGAGCGGCGAGGACAUUCCGCCGCCGGUGGACACGUUUGUCGAGAUCGAUUUGGCUGAAUGCUUGAACGAAAACAUCAAGCGGUGCAAGUACGUGAAGCCCACGCCGAUUCAGCGGCACGCUAUUCCGAUAGCCAUGGCUGGCCGCGACUUGAUGGCCUGUGCUCAGACUGGGUCCGGCAAAACGGCUGCGUUUUGCUUCCCCAUUAUCAGUGGUGUCUUGAACAACGGUCUGGGGUUGUCGCCGGCUCGCGGGGUGGAUCGCGGCGUGUGCCCCACCGCCCUCAUUUUGUCUCCGACGAGAGAGCUGGCUGGUCAGAUUCAUGAGGAAGCUAAGAAGUUUGGUUAUCGGAGUGGGGUGAAGAUUGUUGUUGCUUAUGGUGGAGCUCCAAUUUCUCAGCAGUUGCGUAUUCUGGAUAGAGGUUGUGAUAUCCUUGUUGCAACACCCGGGCGCUUGGUGGACAUGAUUGAGAGGUCACGAGUUUCGCUGAGUAAUAUCAAGUAUUUGGCAUUAGAUGAGGCUGAUAGGAUGUUGGACAUGGGUUUUGAGCCUCAGAUAAGGAGGAUUGUUGAACAAAUGGACAUGCCUCGCUCUGGUGCAAGACAAACGUUGCUUUUCAGUGCUACAUUCCCAGAUGAAAUACAGAGGCUCGCUGCAGAUUUUCUGUCAAACUACAUUUUUCUAUCUGUUGGAAGAGUUGGAUCAAGCACAGGUCUCAUUGCACAAAAAGUUGAACUCGUUGAGGAUAUGGACAAAAGAAACCAUUUGAUGAAGUUGCUUAGCCAGCAGGCAAAUGGAGCUCAUGGAAAGGUUGCUUUAACCUUGGUGUUUGUGGAGACAAAGAGAAGUGCAGAUUCUUUAGAAAACUGGUUACGCAUGAAUCGUUUUCCAGCUAUAGCUAUACAUGGUGAUAAAGUGCAAAUGGAGAGGGAGCAAGCUUUGAGAUUGUUUAAGUGUGGCAAGACUCCAAUAUUGGUGGCGACAGAUGUUGCUUCACGAGGGCUAGACAUCCCUCAUGUUUCCCAUGUCAUCAACUUUGAUCUGCCAAAAAGCAUAGAUGACUACGUUCACAGGAUUGGACGAACAGGGCGUGCUGGAAAUUCAGGUCUUGCAACUGCUUUCUUCAAUGCCAAGAACCAGCCACUCACCAAGGGACUGAUCGAGCUGAUGCAGGAGUCAAACCAGGAGGUUCCAAGCUGGCUGAACGAAUAUGCUGAGGGCGAAUCACAGACGUACAGCAGUGGUGGUGGUGGCCGGAACAGGAGGUCUGGUGGCAGUAAGUUUGGUGGCUAUGACUAUCGUAGGGACUCUCAAUCUGCGCAUGACAGUUAUUACGGUCCAAGCAGCUAUGGCUAUGGAGAUUAUUCUGGGGGCAUGUCUGCUGCUCCCUAUAACGAUGCUACUGCUGCUGUUCCAAACAGCUACGGAAACUAUGAAACUAUUGUUGCUGGUGGGUGGGAUUAGAGAUCUGGAAACUAUGAAACUAUUGUUGCUGGUGGGUGGGAUUGGAGAUCUGCAGAACACCUUGGGUAAUAUUUACAGAGGCUAUAUCUAUAGAUAUAUCUAUAUCUAUAUAUGGUAGUAAAAUUAAUAUAUAAAGGUGCAGAAUUAGUUGCUGAAGACUUAAGUUACAAGUUGGAGAUUUAAGUGAUUAACCAAAUGGGUGCUUUUGGAGCUGCUGCUAACAUGCCCCUUGCUUUUGGUAUCUGUUUUUUGAGUUGGAAAUAGUCUCCCAGAUUUGGAGAGCAACCACAUUUUGUAAAAGUGAUGUGAUCCUGAAUCACAGUUUAAUGGAUUAUUAUUUCCCUCUUCAAAUCUCAA
Molecule: messenger RNA, 2511 nt
Organism: Pyrus x bretschneideri (Chinese white pear)
Lineage: Eukaryota; Viridiplantae; Streptophyta; Magnoliopsida; Rosales; Rosaceae
Product: DEAD-box ATP-dependent RNA helicase 52C-like
Exons: 6
Coding region: 283-2154 (623 amino acids)
Cellular component (GO): nucleus
Molecular function (GO): ATP binding; RNA helicase activity; RNA binding
Source: RefSeq, a predicted model, not a curated record